Messenger RNA from Pyrus x bretschneideri (Chinese white pear), 1702 nucleotides. RefSeq names its product iron-sulfur protein NUBPL. The transcript is spliced from 7 exons. The coding region runs from base 511 to 1461 and encodes 316 amino acids. Gene Ontology annotation, cellular component: mitochondrion. Gene Ontology annotation, molecular function: 4 iron, 4 sulfur cluster binding; ATP binding; ATP-dependent FeS chaperone activity. Lineage: Eukaryota; Viridiplantae; Streptophyta; Magnoliopsida; Rosales; Rosaceae. The record is from RefSeq and is a predicted model, not a curated record. Gene Ontology annotation, biological process: iron-sulfur cluster assembly; mitochondrial respiratory chain complex I assembly.
AACUUUUUCAUUUUUUGAUAAAUAAUACGAGUUAAUGUGUUAUUAUUAUUUUCAUAUUGUUUUGCAUGUCGAUUAACUCGUGAAUUAGCACAAACGUGACACAAAUAUGAAUGAGCAAACUAGAACACGUCCCUAUUGACACCUCUAAUUAACAUCAAGUCCUUAAUUCGCUUACGAAUGAAGAAGCCACCCUUCAUUACAAGUGGACAAACAUAUCAAGAAGUCCAAGAUACAAUCAUCUUUAUUUUAUCUCACCGAAAGCACAACACACAAGCCCAAAUUAGUGUGAUAGAUAGCCCGUCCCAAUGCAUUUGCCUGGAGAGUACAUUGAAAUGUUAAACUUCGAAUUGGAAGGGGCCGCGCGUACGCAGGCCCCCACUGCCACAAAUUAUGACGUUGGCUCUCCCACUUUGGGGAGACCAUAGGCGGGCACCCCUCCUAAGUGCAAUGGAGGUCACCAACCCAGGCCAUGGGCCUCCUUGAUCACCCAUAGACCCCGUCCAGGUAAGUAUGGAAUCCGUUACCUCCCCCUCCUAUUUUCUACUCUCUCCCCUCUCCCCACUCUCCUUCCCUCCGUCGAUGUGGGACUCAAUCCAAUCUUACAAGUUCCAACAACAACAACCGACUCAAACUCUAAAUCCUAAACCCCCACAGAAAAAACACAAAGCACACAGUCUCACAGUCUACCAUUUGCUGAAGAAGCUUGGAAUUGAUGAGGGGACUGCUCAAAUCCUUAACUUUAAUCUGGCUGUUGCACUUGCUAACAAGUGCCAGAUGAAGGUUGGCUUGCUUGAUGCCGACAUAUAUGGACCAAAUGUUCCUAUAAUGAUGAAGCUUGACAGAAAGCCAGAAGUGACUGACGAUAAAAAAAUGAUUCCAAUCGAGAGCUAUGGAGUCAAGUGUAUGUCAAUGGGACUUCUUGUGGAUAAGGAUGCCCCACUUGUUUGGAGAGGUCCUAUGGUAUCGAGCGCUCUUGAAAAAAUGACUAGGGGGGUUAACUGGGGAAAUCUUGAUAUUCUUGUGGUAGAUAUGCCUCCUGGCACUGGUGAUGCUCAUAUAACUGUAUCCCAAAGGCUGCAAUUAUCAGGUGCAUUAAUUGUUUCAACGCCUCAAGAUGUAGCAUUAAUGGAUGCCCGUCGAGGAAUUAACAUGUUCUCUAAAGUCGAAGUUCCUAUUUUGGGAAUUGUAGAGAACAUGAGCUAUUUUAAGUGUCCACACUGUGCCGAAUGUUCAUUCAUUUUUGGGGAAGGAGGAUCUCGUAAGACAGCAACUGAGAUGGAUUUGGACUUUGUUGGCGAGAUACCGUUGGUAGUAGGGAUCAGAAAAGGCUCCGACAAUGGCGUGCCAAUAGUAAUAUCAGCUCCUGAUUCUGAUGUCUCGAAAGCAUAUGUGGGUGUGGCUUGGAAAGUUGUAGACAGAUUGGCAAAGGAAGAACAAUCCCGUCCACAGAUUUCCCUUUGAUCACGUCCACAGAUUCCCUUGUUCAUGCCUUUAUAAUCUUUCCUGAGCAUUGUCAUAGAGUUCUAUUAAUCCCUCGAAUGAGUACCGCGGCUGUAUUAAGCUGAAUUUAUUCGAAACAGAAGAACAAAAUUAUCAGAAAACUAGUAGUAUCGGAUUCUAAUUGAUUAGAAUAUUUUCUGAUAAUCUGAAACCUGUAUUGAGCAGAGCUACCGGAAAUUGAAGUGUUGAACCAUUUUUCAUC